Molecule: messenger RNA, 3634 nt
Organism: Megalops cyprinoides (Indo-Pacific tarpon)
Lineage: Eukaryota; Metazoa; Chordata; Actinopteri; Elopiformes; Megalopidae
Gene: pcsk1nl
Product: proprotein convertase subtilisin/kexin type 1 inhibitor, like
Exons: 3
Coding region: 58-1074 (338 amino acids)
Biological process (GO): negative regulation of endopeptidase activity
Molecular function (GO): endopeptidase inhibitor activity
Source: RefSeq, a predicted model, not a curated record
CUCCCUCAGCGGCAGUGUUUCCCUCAGCGCUGGGGCAGCCUCAUUCUCUCCUCCAGGAUGUCGGGCCCUCUGACCGGUGCAGUCUUUCUGCUGCUCUCCAUCGCCUUCCUCCUUCCAUCACGGCCGCUGGAAGCCAAGUCGUUGUCUGGAUCACGAGGGACAGGUGCGGUUCUGCGUCUCCGUCGGGAGCUCCGCGACUCCCUGCCCUACGAGGCCCAGAUGAUGUCAUACCCACCGGCAGCCAUGGAGGGGAGGGGCAAUGAGCUCUUCUACCAACCAGAAGGGCGGAGGGGGCAGGGCUUGGGACAGGCCCUACAGCGAUUGGUGGAGGAUGACCGGAGGCGGGACCAGGAGGCGGCCUAUCUGACCGGUUUGCUCCGCCUCCUCAGCGAGGCUGACGGCAGCACCCAGAGGGCAGCAAAGGGGGAGGAGGAAGAGGAGGAGGAAGAGGAGGGCCCCGGGGACUUCCAGGGGCCCUAUCCACCCGACUACGACGAGACGGAUCAGGGCAUCAGCAUGGCCAAGCCCCAGGCUGUGUGGCAGGGCCUGCUGGACCCUCAGCUUACUCAGGCCCUGCUGAACCGCUACAGGCAGGAGAGGCUGCUGCAGGCCGGACUGAACAGCAACAGGCUGCAGGAGAGCGGGGGGGACCCAGCGGCCGAGGAGAGGGAAGAGGAGGUUCUGAGGUACCUUGUUGGACGCAUACUGUCCAGCCUAGCGUCCGACACCCCCCAGAGCUCCCCCGGCCGCCUGGCGAAACGUGACCUGGGGGCCGUGAGCGGUGGGAUGGGGGGGGGCCGGAAGAGAUCCCGCCGCUCGGCGGACUCCGCCCCGCUCCCCUCCCAAAAUUACGAGCCCUCGCUGCUCAGGGUGAAGAGACUCGGAGACGAGGAAGAGAAGAUGGCGGACGGGCCGGCGGCGGCGGGGGUCCGUGGGGAGGCCCACGUCGGCCUGCAGAGAAUGAAACGCAUCGACAGCGACCUGCAGCAGCAGAAGCACAAGCGCAGGAGGCGGGCCCUGACCUACGACCCCAACCUGCUGGCCCAGCGCAUCUUACAGUACCUGCCCCAAUAGAGGAAGGUGGGGAGGCGGGGCGGAGAAAGGCGUGGCCACACCAAACGCACAUGCAUUCACGCUGUACAUGGACACCCACUCGAAAACAAUACUUACUAGCUUGCAAGGAGGUAGUCAAAGCUGUCUGCUCCUGAGAAAAUUUGCCUCUGAGCACUGGAGAAAAAAAAUAUCCCCCUAUGCCACCCAGCCUAGGCUGAAAAAUCAGUUACUGCUUCGGUGUAAUUUUAAAAAUGACUGUAACAGGUGGAGCAAAUUUUGACAGGGGGAGCAGACCCACAGCUUUGAAAAUGCUCCCUUGAGAUCAUUUUAGCUUUUGAGUCAGUCAGUGUGCUUGUCAAAUUCACUUCUGUUCUUAUUCGAUCGGCAACAGAGUCAUAGAUCUUGGAAAAGCAUAGCUUUAUUUAAAAAAGAACACCAAACAAACACAUUUUGGAACACUUUGUUUCCUUUCCUCUGCCUCGUACCAUUCUGGAGCUGAGAGGAGACGAGAGAGAGAGAACACUGCUGAGAGGUCUCUUCAUGUCUGACAUGGCUGCCUGUGGCAUCACCUGAGGUUAGCGCAGGCAGAAUCCGAUCUCUGCCAGAGAGGAACUUUACAACCCUGACAGAAAACACAUCAAACUAGCCUUACCAAAAUAAUGAUCAUUUGAUAUAAAUGAACAUGAUUUUAUCUUUUUUAUUAUUAUAAUUUAUCACGAUUUUACGUGUUGCUCCAGAAUGCUAUGAAAGUGCAAAUUCUUUUUGCACAUAGAAAAAAGAAAUGUGAAACUGGUGUGAUUAUGAGUCUCUGAAGAGUCUUGACUAUUCUCAGCUGCAGAAAUUGGACCACCUUGUGUAUAGUGAGGCCUUUGUGUGAAGCCAUACUCAGAUUUUGGCCCAAUAUUAAUAUUUCUAAAUAUUACUCUAAAUCUAAACAUGCACUGGCUGCCGCCUGAGGGGAAAACAUAUGGAACGUUUGGCAUUUUUGCUGGCUACUGUUUUAAGACUUCUUAAUAGGCACUGAAAUGGUGGUGCAGAAUUCAUACUCAGCACAUCUAACACAACCACCUUUUAACUGCGCAAGGAACAUAGCACACUUGCACAGAUCUCUAACAUCACUCCCUCACUCUCUCACUCUCUCACUCCCCUGCACCCUUGAGGCAAACAGCGAAUGUCCGACCAGCGUGUGGCGAUAACGUCGUUCACGCUACUCCUUGGUACCCUGGCUGUGCAGAGGCUGUCGUGGGUGUAGGAGCAGGUGGUGUUAAACACAUUGCAGGCCUGAAAGAGCUCCGCACCCGUGGUGUGCUGUUCUGCUCCAUUUAUUCUCAGUGCCCCCAAGCCUGUUUGGUCUUUCCUUCCUGCAGUCUGUACAGAUCCUGUUCCAGUUAUAAAAUGCAAACUGCACUAUGGCAUUAUGGGAAGAGUGUGUGUACCCCUUUGGUUUGUCCACCAGUAUUAUAUUACCACAUCGCAUUAGAUUUACAUUAUGUCAUUUAUCAGACACUCUUAUCCAGAACGACUUUCAGUUGUGUCCAUUUAUACAGCUGGAUGUUUACUGAGGCAGUUUUGGGUUUAAUAGAAGACCAUGUCUGAAUGGCUCUGCAGAAGCCUGUACUGAGAUAGCCAUGGCGAAAAAAGCUUCACCUCACAAAUGAUAAAACAAUCCAUGGUGCUGUUUUUACAGUUUAGACAUGAGUUGCCAGCUGUUUUUUCCUCACAUUGAAAAUGUGCAGAGUAUGUCCAUGGCCUUCCCUAUCCUUAUUAUUAAUGAACACCAGUGAGACUCAAAGGUAAACAUGGCAGCCCUCUGCACACAUGUAAACCAGCGCACCGAAUAGUCACAAGCAUCGCAAAAACAACAUAGCACUGUGUUCACAGAUAGACCAUUAAUAAGAAAUGCACAAAUAUCACUCUCAAAUUAAUGAAAGAUAGUCAUUAAAAUGUAUUAUGAUGGCGCAUUCACUUUUUUCACAGUAAUUUUGACAUAGCAGGCGGUUGUUGCAUGACACAGUUUACACCCUUGGUCAUACCUUCAGAGAGGCCCUCCUACCAAUCACACUCAGGCUGACAGCGACAAGCCAAUGAAAGAGUAUAUCACUUUAAUAUAUAGCGAUUGCACAGCAACGAAAGCACGUCCAAAGUGCUUUGUUUUGUGACUGACGACUCAAAGCCAGCAAGAUCUCCUUUAGAGCAGAGAGAACCAAUCCCAGACUCACAGGCUGCCAGCCUCUCAUGUACACACCCGGACCCAGUCCCAUGGAUAUACUGCAAAUGUACCCCAGCUUGCCAUCUCGUUCUUACUGACAGCAUUUUCCCUUCUGCUUUGCCAAUAGCUUGCAUAAGCGCCAAUGCAGAUCCUGUACCAGAUUCUUUGGCUUCCCUUGUCCUUCUUUUCCUUCUUUGACCCUCACUCCUCUAUCCUGUGACUUUGUGGAGAAAAAAAAAGUGGUUCCAAUUAUUGUGGCUUUUUCAAUAUCUUGUGCAGUCUGAGAUCUUGGACAAAAAAAGACAUACUCGCUCAGUGAAUUUUUUCCGCAGAUUGGAUCACAGUACGUUAUAAUAAAUUUCUAUGUGAAAA